Messenger RNA from Doryrhamphus excisus (bluestripe pipefish), 3362 nucleotides. NCBI's taxonomy places the organism in Eukaryota, Metazoa, Chordata, Actinopteri, Syngnathiformes, Syngnathidae. The record is from RefSeq and is a predicted model, not a curated record.
AUGCAUUUUGUUUAUGUAAAGAAGAUGUGGCAAUUUAGGACGCUGUGCGCAUGCGCAUUGUCCAUUAUCUCGCUCUCUUUCUCUGGGAAAAACCCCGGCAGGAGGAGAAGAAGGAGGAGGAGGAGGGAGAAUCGUCCGCCUCUUCCUCCUCCCUCUCCUCCUCCUCCGACACGGCAGACCGACGUUGACUCGGGAGUGUGGAGCAACACGACAGGAACACCGGGAAGAAGAGUAGAAGACAGGCGGAUGUGCCUCCGAACGCGAGGCGGAUGUCGUCCUCCGGACCUCCUUCAUGCCAACAUUGUGAUACACCGGUCCCAUCCCGGCCGAGCGAGGGGUGGGCGAGCUGACCAUGGGGGUGGGCGGCUGCGAGACAUCGGCGCUCGGCGGGCCGGCGGGGCGGAGCUUGAUCACCACCCACAAUCCCCCACGACCGAGCGUCUGCUUCUCCUGGUGGUGCUGCUGUUGGAGCUGCACCUGCCGUUUUAUCGUAACAGUCUCACCACCAGGAAUGAAGACGAGAGGAGGCGGCGAGGGAGGAAGAGGAUGUCACAAGACACCAAGAUGAAGACAAUCCCAAACUGUGAACCUUGCACGGAACCCUCGGAGCAAGACAUCCGUCUGUGGUCCCAGUCCUUCGACAAGCUGAUGCGCAACCCGGCGGGUCGGAACGUUUUCCGGGAGUUUCUACGCACGGAGUACAGCGAGGAGAACAUGAUGUUCUGGCUGGCCUGCGAAGACCUCAAGCAGGAGGUCAACAAGGCUCGCGUGGAGGAGAAGGUGCGCUUCAUCUACGAGGACUACAUCUCCAUACGCUCGCCCAAAGAGGUGAGCCUGGACGCCCACGUUCGGGAAGUGAUCAACAAUAAGAUACCGGACCCGACGCCUCACAUCUUCGAGGAGGCCCAGAUGCAGAUCUACAUGCUGAUGUACAGGGACUCGUACCCGCGAUUCCUCUCCUCCAACAUCUACAGGUCGCUCAUUCGUGCCAGCUCACGCAGCUCGUCAGAGUCCUAGUCCAGGUCCUGUACCGUCCUUCGUUGUAUGUCCUUGGCAUCACGUCUCAGGAGGCGGGCACAUAGCCACGACUCAAUGUCGCCCCCGUGGGGUUACGUGGUACUGCAGGAGAGGACCUGAAGGCACUUUGUGGAGCUAAAAAAAACAAUACUCUUUAUCUUGAGAGUAUUAUAUUACUACCCAAAGUAGAGUUUUUUAAAGUCUACAGUAUUUAUCUUUUUAUUUUAGCGCCCAACAGAGAAAAAAGUUAUUCAUCCGUUAUUCGUCCAUCCCUCGUGUUUUCCUCCAUCGCCUUUAAAGAGCUGCGCCCGCCUUGUCUAUGCCUUAUUUGGGCAUGCUCCGCCUCCCCGCCAACUGGAAAGCACAGGAGCAUCCUCACGUCGGAUUUACAAACGAGACUUUUUUUCACUUUUUUUGUCCUCUUUGGGACAAAAACACUGAACUUGAUGCAACAACACACACUGCAAUAACACACUGGAGUCAGCACACACACAAACACACACACACACACACACUAUCUGUAUCAGCAUGCUUCGGAGUAUAUGACAUUAAUAUUUUGUAAUAUUAAUAUUUAGUACGGCAAUGCAAACACGUACAGUAUUUGUGUUGCAAUACGUCAGGGGAUUGAACUCCAUGUGGAAACCUCCAAGUCUAACACAAGCCCACCAUUUUGCUCUCUCAACUCCCUUAAAGGGACAUUAUCUGUUCCAGGGUCAAACUGUGCACUUGUGAAGUGGCAGAAACAGCAUUCUUGUGUUAUUCAUUCAUUCAUUUUCUACCGCUUUUCCUCACGAGGGUCGCGGGGGGGGGGGGGGUGCUGGAGCCUAUCCCAGCUGUCUUCGGGCGUAAGGCGGGGUACACCCUAGACUGGUGGCCAGCCAAUCACAGGGCACAUAUAGACAAACAACCAUUCACACUCACAUUCAUACCUAUGGACAAUUUGGAGUGGCUAAUUAACCUAGCAUGUUUUUUUUGGAAUGUGGGAGGAAACCGGAGUACCCGGAGAAAACCCACGCAUGCACGGGGAGAACAUGCAAACUCCACACAGAGAUGCCCGAGGGUGGAAUUGAACUCGGGUCUCCAGCAAAAGAGUUGUGUAAUGUCGUAAAUAAUGAAUUAUAGGAGUGUAUAAGUGACUAUAGGGGUGCUACUUCAUGUCUAGAGAGCUCUAAUAAUGUUAAAAAAACACAUUUAAGAGGUUCAUUCACUCAUUAAUUUUCUACCGCUUAUCCUCACGAGGGUUGCGGGGGGGUGCUGGAGCCUAUCCCAGCUGUCUUCGGGCGUAAGGCGGGGUACACCCUAGACUGGUGGCCAGCCAAUCACAGGGCACACAUAGACAAACAACCAUUCACACUCACAUUCAUACCUAUGGACAAUUUGGAGUGGCUAAUUAACCUAGCAUGUUUUUGAAAUGUGGGAGGAAACCGGAGAAAACCCACACAUGCACGGGGAGAACAUGCAAACUCCACACAGAGAUGCCCGAGGGUGGAAUUGAUCCUGGUCUCCUAGCUGUGAGGUCUGUGCGCUAACCCCUAGACCACCGUGCCGCCCCAUUCUUGUGUUAUGCUUCCAUUAAAUCAAGAAGACAACAUGUAGUCAACAACCAAAUGUAAAAAUAACACAAUUUUUUGCCAUGUAACGUGUCUUACAAGUGUAAAAGGAAGCUAAGCGGUGUUACUAGUCAAACGUCAAAAACAAUAAAACAGCACCCUGGUUCAUUCUUUGGUGGAAUUGCAGCCAAAAAGCCAAACUAACCAAGUUAAACAGCGAUCUAAAGUGUCAUACAAGUGUAAAAAUAAGCUAGGCAGUCUUAAUCAUUCAUGGUAACCACACUAAAGCAGCGUCCUGGAUCAUCAUUGGUGGCCAAAGCCGAGCUAAUGUGGAAUUUGUGUGACUUUUGGGUCUGUGGUUGUGGACUUUGGAGGUUCCACCGUCACACGUUUGCUCCAGUUUCAGGUUUUUCCCAAAGAAUUUGUCUCAGAUGCAAACACACACAAAAUACACACAAAAUACACACACACACACACACCAAGGUGACCUCCCUGGUUGCUGCUGCUGACCUCUGCCUUUUUUGACCUCACCACUGUUGUCUGCCGCUACCGGCCAAUCAUCUGUGGUUGGUGCGUUCAGGAACCAGGAUACGGGUGGGAAAGGAUAUACAUACACUGGUGCAAAAUGUCAAGAAUAAAAAAAACCUUUAAGACGAUGACGAAUAAAGACGAUGGAAGCAAAAAAGAAAAUAAGUGACUCUGAAUGCAUUUAUCUUAGUAUUGUUGAUGUUAUUUAUUUGAUAUUUUAUGUGAUGACUUUUGGAUUGUACAUAAAUAAAUAAAGCCUUAAACGUC